GAUAUUCAAACACGUUUUGAAUGCCGAUCGAAAAGCAUACACUCAAAAUUCCAAAAACCACAAGCCCAGCGCCCAAGCGCCAUCAAUUGUUCCCAGCCGACAUCCAGCUCCGAUCGGGUACCAAUAACCUCGUUCCGGACCCACUAACAUGGACGGAGGAGGGGACAACCAGCUAGCGGUGCGGUCCUUGGCCAGGCUGCGCGAAGCCUUCUCCCACUACGCUGGUCCACCCAGGGCCAUGCUGCAGGGACCCGAUCCUGGCCAAGGAGACGCCCUUGCCCUGCAGAUGGCCAUAGAAGCCUUCAUCUUUGAAUUCGAAGAGGAUUCCGGCUUCGAGUCCGGCAGCGAAGACGACUAGCAUGACCCCAAAGAGUGAAGUGAUACUUCAGUGAAUAGCACCCAUGUAUAAGCCAUCAUAAGACGAAUAUAUGUAUCUAAUGUUGCACC
Drosophila simulans is the source of this 447-nucleotide messenger RNA. RefSeq lists its product as uncharacterized. NCBI's taxonomy places the organism in Eukaryota, Metazoa, Arthropoda, Insecta, Diptera, Drosophilidae. Bases 149 to 358 code for a protein of 69 amino acids. The record is from RefSeq and is a predicted model, not a curated record. The transcript has a single exon.